Molecule: messenger RNA, 651 nt
Organism: Diversispora eburnea
Lineage: Eukaryota; Fungi; Glomeromycota; Glomeromycetes; Diversisporales; Diversisporaceae
Source: the annotation of a GenBank genome assembly
AUGUUUCUUGAACAGGGAAGUAGUAGUACGUCCGCGUAUGGUGAAGCUCAAGUUCUACCCUUUUUCGAUUACCCGUCAUUUAUCAAAGAACUUAAAUAUACAAACUUAUUUCUGUUGAUCGAUAAAGUUGAAGUUGAAUCUAUAAUCCAAAUGUUAACAGACCGAAAGGUUCGUCCUGAAACUUUUAUUAUUAAGAAUGUCCAUACAAAUAGUGCUGCUUAUGGAUUAUGGACGGCACCAUACUAUGCCCCAAUAUUCAGUACCCAUAUUCAUGUUGAAGUACAUUUCUCUUAUAUGAAUAGUGGGUCCGGGGACAUUCUUAUCAAAGAAUUUCAGUCCCGGCUUAAAUCUUUUCAACGACUUGAACUUGUAAAAUGGAACUUUUCCGAGUGUGAUUGGAGCUGGUUAAAUAAUUGUACAAAUUUGAUCGAAUUUGCAAUUACAAAUCCUCCACCUCAAGUCUCUAGAAUUUUGGGUACAGAGAAUGAAUCUUAUAAUUUUAAGCCAUCGAAAAACAAGAGGUCAAGGGCUUUAACUGAACAUUGGCAUUUUGACAAAGAUGACGACAAAACUCUUCAAUGCAAAAAUUUUACUUUCAUCCUAGAAAAAAGAAGGUGCUGUAUUGGAGAACUUAAAGGGUAUUUAACAUAA